AUGCAGUCAUAUCUCAACAAGCUCGACGAGCUUCAAAUCGGACUUCAAGCCCUCACCAAGGACUUACAGUCGCGGGACUUGGAUCAAGUCACUGAGCUUGUCAACCUCCUCAUGAAAGACAUGAAGAGUAUUGCAUCUGCAUUUCAGGACCCGAAUUCUGAGGAACUCAGCGAUGCAAAUCUUCUCACAGAGCGCCACAAGCUUCUUCAGCUGACGGAGUUUGACGCCAAGCUUGCAUACUCGGAAAUGGACUGCGACGAGGCUUUUGAAUAUCCUUGGAUGACAGCCAGCAAUUGCGAGGAGUGCUUCAAGACGCUAGACCUCUCCAUUCAGUAUUUUGCUGACCACAUGUCUGACGCUGGACCAGUAUGCGCGCCUGUAUCCCACCAUUCACCAACCUUGUUGCAGAAUGCCAAAGGCACUGUGAUUGAAUAUCUCAAGCUUCGCCACCGUCGUAUUGCUAUGCAGCUUGAUCCAGGUCGAAGUCCAGGAGGACUAUCCAGAUACGCAGCACUUGGACAAGAAAGAGGUGCUGAGCUAUGUGUCUCUGACAAGGAGGAGUGGACUGUAAAGAAACAGCAAUGGGUUGACGCGCUGGCACCGGAAUGGGAGAGCGGUGCUAUUCAGGUCAUCAUGAUCGAGCCCAAGAAGCUGCUCAACUCUCCGUGGAGUGCCAGCAAACAGUACGACGAGGAGAGCGACCGUCCUACCCAUCCUCUUCUUCAGUGGUGCAAACUUGAUUUGAUGGAUCGUGAAGAGGGUGUUUUGCAUUGGAGUCUUGGAGGUGUUGUUGCUUGGAGAUUCUAUGGGGAGGACGAGUGGAUGGAUCGUUAUGGCCAUGCCAUUGAUGAAUACGAGUAA
Messenger RNA from Fusarium mangiferae, 861 nucleotides. RefSeq lists its product as uncharacterized. Bases 1 to 861 code for a protein of 286 amino acids. The record is from RefSeq and is a predicted model, not a curated record. NCBI's taxonomy places the organism in Eukaryota, Fungi, Ascomycota, Sordariomycetes, Hypocreales, Nectriaceae. The transcript has 2 exons.